GGACUUAAUUUAAAGAGCGAAGAAGAAUGUCGGCGCCAUAUUUGAUUAGAAAGUUGCUCUUUUGAGGAAUAAUCGGAAUCGUCGUUGUUCGUGACUGUUCUAAACCAAGAUAACGCGGUGGUCCUGUCCUGACAAGAUGCACUGAGAAGCUGUGAGCUGGAAAACAGAUGGGAGGCACCACACUCAUCUAAAUGGCUACAGUGGACUCAACUUGACCUUAUGGGACUGAUUGUGCCACAGCUGCUGACAGGAACCAUUUGCUACCUUUCAACUCGGCACUUGAGUGAUGGCGCACAAACACACCGCGCCGAGAGUUCAGGCCGAGUCUGUCCAACGCGCUGCCUCCUCUCAGCGCCCAUUGGUAGGACGGUUUCUCCGGGUUCUGACGGCGGCUGUGUAAACGGCCGCGGCCCCGGUGGCGCUCAUCCGUCGCCUGGCCGCUUCCCCGGACUCCCGGCCCCACGCACUUCGCACUUCUCCGGGAAGGAGUGCGCAUCACGCUCCAACUAGUCGUCUCCUCUCUCUCUCUCGCCCGUCCGCGCACCGGGAUGCGCGCGCUCUCGUAGCGGAACACAAGUCCACUCCGGCAGUUGGGGGAAUUGUCACUCUUCCUGGGGAGCGAAGACGAGCGUUUCCUCUCGUCCUCGUCAGCCCUGGCCCCUCUCUCCCCGCGCAUCAAAUUGGCUGUCGGAGACCUCCAGGAUGACGGCGGCCGGGCGACACGCGCGCGUUCUGCUCCUGCUCUGCUUCGCCUCCACCGUGGCGUGCAGUGCGUUCGGAUUCACCGAGGAGCCCCCCGAGAGAGCCGGGAAGGCGGACGGGUACUGUAGUCGGAUAUUACGGGCUCAGAGCAACCGAAAGGAGGGCAACAGCGAAUUUCGCCUGCGCGUUGAGGGAGACCCGGAGAACUAUCAGCCGGGGAGCACAUACAGAGUGAGUGUGAUUGCAUCCAGCCCCUCCUACUUCAGAGGGUUCACCCUCAUUGCCCUGAAGGAGGGUGCAGAAGGGGACAAAGAUGAGGACUAUGCUGGAAAUUUCCAGAUAAUUGAUGAGGAGGAAGCACAGUUUAUGACCAACUGCCCACCUGCAGUGACAGAGAGCACUCCUCGCAGGCGCACCAGCAUCCAGGUGUUUUGGACAGCACCUCCCAGUGGCUCUGGGUGUAUCAUCCUCAAGGCAAGCAUUGUGCAGAAGAGGAUAAUCUAUUUCCAGGAUGAAGGCUUACUUACUAAGCGACUGUGUGAGAAAGAAUCCUUGUAUGGAGACGUGACAGACAAACCUCUGCUUGACUGUUGUGCCUGUGGAACAGCAAAAUACAGAGUCACCUUUUAUGGGAACUGGUCAGAGAAGAUUCAUUCCAAGGAUUAUCCCCGUCGUGCUAAUCACUGGUCGGCCAUCAUUGGUGCUUCCCAUUCCAAGAACUACGUGCUGUGGGAAUAUGGUGGUUUCGCCAGUGAGGGAGUUAAACAGGUGGCUGAGCUGGGCUCUCCAGUCAAAAUGGAGGAGGAGAUCAGACAGAAGGGAGAUGAAGUUUUGACAGUCAUCAAAAUGAAAGCUCAAUGGCCGGCAUGGCAACCACUUAAUGUGCGGGCAGCCCCGUCAGCAGAAUUCUCAGUGGACCGGACCCGUCACCUCAUGUCCUUCCUCACCAUGCUGGGGCCCAGUCCGGAUUGGAAUGUGGGACUGUCUGCUGAGGAUCUGUGCACCAAGGAGUGCGGUUGGGUCCAGAAGGUGGUUCAGGACCUGAUCCCCUGGGAUGCCGGCACUGACAGUGGAGUGACAUACGAGUCUCCCAACAAGCCCACUAUUCCCCAGGACAAGAUCCGUCCCCUAACCAGUCUGGAUCACCCACAGAGCCCUUUCUAUGAUCCAGAGGGGGGCGCUAUCACUCCUGUGGCCAGGGUGGUGGUGGAACGCAUUGCCAGAAAGGGCGAACAGUGUAACAUUGUGCCAGAUAACGUGGAUGACAUUGUAGCAGAUAUCGCCCAAGAGGAAAAAGAGGAAGAUGACACCCCUGAGACCUGCAUCUACUCCAAUUGGUCCCCGUGGUCUGCCUGCAGCUCAGCCACCUGUGAAAAGGGCAAGCGAAUGAGGCAGAGGAUGCUGAAGGCCCAGUUGGACCUUAGUGUUCCCUGUCCACACACCCAGGACUUUGAGCCAUGCAUGGGGCCUGGAUGCAGCGAUGAAGAUGCUUCCACAUGUAUGAUGUCAGAGUGGAUCACCUGGUCCCCAUGCAGCAUGUCCUGUGGGACGGGUUCACGAUCCCGGGAGCGUUACGUUAAGCAAUUCCCCGACGAUGGCUCAGUCUGCACACUGCCCACGGAGGAGACUGAAAACUGUGUGGUCAACGAAGAAUGCUCUCCCAGUAGCUGCCUGGUCACGGAGUGGGGGGAGUGGGACGUCUGCAGUGCCACCUGUGGCCUUGGCAUGAAGAGGAGAGAGCGCAUUGUGAAGAUGCCCCCUGCCGAUGGCUCCAUUUGUGGGGCAGAGGUGCUGGAAGUGGAGAAAUGCAUGAUGCCUGAAUGUCACACCAUUCCCUGCCUGCUGACUCCAUGGUCUGACUGGAGCGACUGCAGUGUGACUUGUGGGAAAGGUCUGCGGACACGGCAGCGAGCGCUCAAGUCCCCAGUGGAGCUGGGGGAGUGUACAGAAGAGUUAGAACAGGUGGAGAAGUGCAUGCUACCAGAGUGUCCUAUAGACUGCGUGAUGUCCGAGUGGACUCAGUGGUCAGAGUGUAAUAAGUCCUGUGGUAAGGGACACACAAUCCGGACGCGUAUGGUGAUGCUGGAGCCCCAGUUCGGAGGAGACCCCUGCCCUGAAACCAUUCAGAGGAAGAAGUGUAGGAUCAGAAAGUGCAAACGCGGACAAGGCAUCAAAAAUGGGAAACCCACCAAGAAACCAGAUGAUAAUGGCAGGGAUCCUGAACACGCAGGCUGUAAAAUGAGGCCAUGGUCGAGCUGGACAGAAUGUACCAAGCUGUGCGGCGGUGGUAUUCAGGAACGACUCAUGAUGGUGAAGCAGAGGUUUAAGACGGUGGUGCUGUCCAGCUGCAAGGACAGGAAGGAGAUCAGGGCGUGCAACGUGCACCCCUGCUAGGGAGGAGUAGGGGGACGGGGGGGGUGACGGUGGGGCUGAGAUCUGGACACGGCGUGGCAUCGUUCCAGUGCACUGUUCAGGGCUGACAUGGCACGUACUUGAGUCUGCAGUGCUUAAAUCCAGAGUUCAGGGCAGUUUGUGGUCAGGAGAAGCUGAAACCUCUGGAUUUAAACUGUGAUUCCUCUAUGCUGUCUACCAGCUCUGGAACGCCUACAAGUGUUUUGCAAGAUUACUGUAAACUUGUUGUGGUAUAAUAUCUUCAAAUAUAAUUAUGAACUAUAAAUUGAUUUAAUAAGAAGCGUUAUAUCUUGUGGUAUCCUUAAGUAGUACAGUAUAUUCUAGACUUAAAGCACAGGUGCCCAGCCAUUCCAGUGUUUUAUAUGCCUUCAAUUGUUUCUAGGACAGUUGACUUUUUAUCCAGCUAUAUUGUUGACAUGUAGAUGCACCACAAUUGAGAUCCAUAUAAUUUGAAGCAUUAUUAGAAAUUUGUUUUUUUGCUGUAGAAUAUUUUGAUAAGAAUGUUUCCCACUAUUCUUACCAAAGUCUUGUGUAGAUGUUUUCUGAAUGUCUUCCCUUUUCAUUUAUUUGUCUCUGUUCCACUAACAUAUUAAUAUUUUGGAAUAUUAUCACCUUUACAAUAAAAGUAAAUGUGACAACUUGG
Betta splendens (Siamese fighting fish) is the source of this 3757-nucleotide messenger RNA. It is a transcript of the gene spon1a, whose product is annotated as spondin 1a. The record is from RefSeq and is a predicted model, not a curated record. Lineage: Eukaryota; Metazoa; Chordata; Actinopteri; Anabantiformes; Osphronemidae. Gene Ontology annotation, biological process: cell adhesion. Gene Ontology annotation, cellular component: extracellular matrix. The transcript is spliced from 18 exons. The coding region runs from base 703 to 3096 and encodes 797 amino acids.